AUGCCUGAGCGCACCCCGCAAUUGGAGGGAUGUGGUACAGUAGACGAAGUUUCUGACACGGGAGACGGUGACGAAGUGCAAAUCGUCAAGAGCAGAUCCGCGAUCCCACCGUCUGAAUCCCUUCCGUAUCCCUCGAUUCCUGAUUCAGGCGAGGGUGAUGACGCAUCGAGCUCGGACGCUACGGGACCAGUUAGCUGCGAACGACAAUAUGAUGCAGCCAUGUUCGACUGGGAAAUGGUACCAGAAGACGACGCCUGUGGCAUCUUUAAGGACGAUGUCGAAUCCCUUGCAGGCAGCGUGGACUCGAGAUUUGCCGAUGCUGUCAAGUAA
Seminavis robusta is the source of this 330-nucleotide messenger RNA. NCBI's taxonomy places the organism in Eukaryota, Bacillariophyta, Bacillariophyceae, Naviculales, Naviculaceae. The record is from the annotation of a GenBank genome assembly.